UUGAAAUGUAAAUUGUGCAAUGACUUGUAGCCCGUCAAUUACGAAAUGAAUUUUAAUUCGUUGGUAUAUACUUACACGAACAGUGACUCAUUGACUUCCAAGUCGUUCUAAUUCUACCCGUGUUUUACAAGCUGAGAAUUAAACUCAGCAAGACUUGUAGUGAAACUCAGCAAGACUUGUAGUGAUUCACUGCAAUAUAAAACUAUAACUGCACAAGUAAUCAAUAACAAAAACAAACAACUGAAAUCUUUUAUCCUUCAAGAUGAUUCCCAGAAUAUUUUAUUUCCUUCAGUUUUUCACUCUCUUCACUGUUACUUUUGCUUCCACUGAGGAAGCAACUGCUCUCCUCAAAUGGAAAGCAACUUUCCUAAACCAAAAUAAUUCCUUAUUGGCUUCAUGGACACUAAGUACUGAUUCAUGCAGGGAUUGGUAUGGAGUUAUGUGCUUUAAUGGUCGGAUAAACAGGCUGAAUAUUACGAAUUCUAGUGUUGUUGGUACACUCUAUGAUUUUCCAUUUUCAUCUCUCCCGUUUCUUCAAUAUGUUGAUCUUAGCAUGAACCAGUUUUCUGGUAUCAUCCCCCCUGCAAUAGGAAACCUCACUAAUCUUGUCUAUCUUGACUUGUCGUCUAAUAAGUUUUCAGGCAAAGUCCCACCUCAAAUCGGCUCACUAUCCCAUAGUAAACUUUCUGGUUCAAUUCCUGCAGAAAUAGGGAAAAUGAAGUCACUUGAGAAUUUAUUUUUACAGAGUAAUAAUCUUUCUGGUUUGCCUGGCCUCAAAAUUCUCUACCUUUAUUCUAACCAACUUUCUGGUCCCAUUCCUAAUGAGUUGGGAAAUUUGAAAAACCUCAAUGAUAUGGCGCUAUCCGAUAAUCAGCUUAGUGGUUCAAUUCCAACCACUUUAGGCGAUUUAAUGGAGCUUGAAACUCUCUACCUUUAUUCUAACCAACUUUCUGGUCCCAUUCCUAGUGAGUUGGGGAAUUUGAAAAAUCUCAAUGAGAUGGAGCUAUCCGAUAAUCAGCUUAGUGGUUCAAUUCCAACCACUUUAGGCGAUUUAAUUGGCCUCAAAAUUCUGUACCUUGAUUCUAACCAACUUUCUGGUCCCAUUCCUACUGAGUUGGGGAAUUUGAAAAACCUCAAUGAUAUGGAGCUAUCCCAUAAUCAGCUUAGUGGUUCAAUUCCAACCACUUUAGGCGAUUUAACUGGCCUCAAAAUUCUGUACCUUCAUUCUAACCAACUUUCUGGUCCCAUUCCUACUGAGUUGGGGAAUUUGAAAAACCUCAAUGAUAUGGAGCUAUCCCAUAAUCAGCUUAGUGGUUCAAUUCCAACCACUUUAGGCGAUUUAACUGGCCUCAAAAUUCUGUACCUUUAUUCUAACCAACUUUCUGGUCCCAUUCCUAGUGAGUUGGGGAAUUUGAAAAAUCUCAAUGAGAUGGAGCUAUCCGAUAAUCAGCUUAGUGGUUCAAUUCCAACCACUUUAGGCGAUUUAAUUGGCCUCAAAAUUCUGUACCUUGAUUCUAACCAACUUUCUGGUCCCAUUCCUACUGAGUUGGGGAAUUUGAAAAACCUCAAUGAUAUGGAGCUAUCCCAUAAUCAGCUUAGUGGUUCAAUUCCAACCACUUUAGGCGAUUUAACUGGCCUCAAAAUUCUGUACCUUCAUUCUAACCAACUUUCUGGUCCCAUUCCUAGUGAGUUGGGAAAUUUGAAAAACCUCAAUGAUAUGGCGCUAUCCGAUAAUCAGCUUAGUGGUUCAAUUCCAACCACUUUAGGCGAUUUAAUGGAGCUUGAAACUCUCUACCUUUAUUCUAACCAACUUUCUGGUCCCAUUCCUAGUGAGUUGGGGAAUUUGAAAAAUCUCAAUGAGAUGGAGCUAUCCGAUAAUCAGCUUAGUGGUUCAAUUCCAACCACUUUAGGCGAUUUAAUUGGCCUCAAAAUUCUGUACCUUCAUUCUAACCAACUUUCUGGUCCCAUUCCUACUGAGUUGGGGAAUUUGAAAAACCUCAAUGAUAUGGAGCUAUCCCAUAAUCAGCUUAGUGGUUCAAUUCCAACCACUUUAGGCGAUUUAACUGGCCUCAAAAUUCUGUACCUUCAUUUUAACCAACUUUCUGGUCCCAUUCCUAGUGAGUUGGGGAAUUUGAAAAACCUCAAUGAGAUGGAGCUAUCCGAUAAUCAGCUUAGUGGUUCAAUUCCAACCACUUUAGGCGAUUUAAUUGACCUCAAAAUUCUGUACCUUCAUUCUAACCAACUUUCUGGUCCCAUUCCAAACGAACUUGCAUAUUUGGAUAACUUGGUUUCCCUGUCAAUGUCUUACAAUGACUUUUCAGGCCAGUUGCCAGAGCGGCUUUGCCAAGGUGGGAAACUUGAGAACUUAACAGUCAAUAGUAACAAUCUUACAGGGCCAAUCCCAAGAAGCUUGAGCAAGUGCUGGAGUUUGAAAAGGGUUCGCUUCAAUAACAACAGUUUUAGUGGGAAUUUAUCUGAUGCAUUUGGCAUCCAUCCAGAGCUUCUGUUCAUUGAUUUGAGUGACAAUGAUUUUCGUGGUGAACUCAGCAGCAACUGGGGGAAAUGCAAAAAAUUGACUGAUCUGCGGAUAGCCAGAAAUAACAUUGGUGGCAGCAUACCGCCAGAAAUUGGAAACAUCAAAGGGCUUCUAGGACUAGAUCUUUCAUCGAAUCAUUUGAUUGGGCAGAUUCCAAAGGAAUUUGGAAAAUUAACCUCUCUGGUUAAUCUUUUUGUGCAAAACAACUAUAUUUCAGGCAAUAUACCUCGGGAACUUGGGUCACUGAUAAAGUUAGAGUCCCUCGAUCUGUCAGACAACAGAUUGAAUGGGUCGAUCCCAACGUUUAUAGGAGAUUUCAUGCACUUGUUUCAGUUGAACCUGAGCAACAACAAAUUUGGCCAAAAUAUUCCAAUGGAGAUAGGGAGGAUAACUCAGCUUAAUGUACUUGAUUUGAGCCAUAAUCUUCUGGUUGGAGAUAUGCCCCCUCAGUUAGCCAAUUUGAAGGUGUUGGUAAACUUAAAUCUUUCCCACAAUGGCCUAUCUGGGCGCAUUCCGGAAGAACUCGAAAGUUUGACUGGUUUGCAGGAUGUCGUAUUGUCAUACAAUGAGUUGGAGGGUUCAAUCCCAAAUAAUAAAGCUUUUAUGAAUGCUUCAUUAGAAGGUAAUAAAGGUCUUUGCGGCAAUGUAACUGGACUUCAGCCCUGCAAAAGACCAUCUUCUGUGGUGAAGAAGCACUCAUUGGCGAAGGGACGUAAACUCAUCCUCAUCACUGUACUUCCUGUUAUGGGAGCACUAGUUCUACUCUGUGUUUUCAUUGGUGUUCCGUUUAUGUGUGAUAAAAGAAGGAAAAUUGGAGAUGUUGAAAGAAGGGAUGAUGGUUGGCUUUCAAUAUCCAUGUUAGAUGGAAAGGCAUUGUACAGGGACAUCUUAAACGCCACAGAAGAGUUUGAUGCAAAAUUUUGCAUCGGGCAGGGAGGACACGGAAGCGCUUACAAGGUAAACCUUCCAUCAUUAGGGAAUAUAGCUGUGAAGAGACUUCAUUCUUCAUUUGAGAAUGCACAUCCCAAAAGCUUCAUGAAUGAGGUAAGGGCAUUGACUGGGAUCAAGCACCGGAACAUUGUGAACCUCUACGGCUAUUGUUCGAAUGCACAUCACUCAUUCUUGGUUUAUGAGUAUGUGGAGAGGGGGAGUUUGUCUAGUAUUUUGAGCAAUGAAGUUGAGUCCAAGAAAUUGGAUUGGCUUAAAAGGGUGAAUAUCAUCAAAGGUGUUGCUUUUGCUUUAUCUUACAUGCACCAGGAUUGUUCACCACCAAUUGUUCAUCGAGACAUAUCAAGCAGUAAUGUUUUGCUUGAUUCUGAGUAUGAAGCUCGUGUUUCAGAUUUUGGCAUAGCUAAGCUUCUCAAGCCAGACUCAUCCAACUGCACUACGCUAGCAGGCACAUAUGGCUAUGUUGCACCUGAGCUUGCAUAUACUAUGAAGGUUACGCAAAUGUGUGAUGUGUAUAGCUUUGGAGUAUUAUCAUUGGAGAUAAUCAAAGGAAAGCAUCUUGGGGAAUACAUUACUGUGCUAGCAAAUUCAUCGAUUAUAGAUCAUGAGCAGCUUAGCGAUUUGCUGGAUGAACGUCUUCCAUAUCCUGAAGAUAGAGUAAAAGAGGUUUUGGUUUUUAUCAUCAAGCUAGCAUGCUCUUGUUUGCUUGAAACUCCAAAAUCAAGGCCAACAAUGCACUUCAUAUCUCAUAAGUUAUCAUCAAUGGAUGCACGUCCACAUACUCGUCAGAGAAACCCCCAUGUAAGGCGAGCUACAUAAUCCCUGAUAUGUAUCAAACUAACAUCUCAAUAAACAGAAAUCGUGGUUGUAAAAUAUUGGAGAUAUUUCACUAGAGAAAUAAAUUUUUUCUGCUUCUUUGGCCUUCAGAAAAA
Messenger RNA from Solanum dulcamara, 4416 nucleotides. Its product is annotated as probable leucine-rich repeat receptor-like protein kinase At1g35710. Lineage: Eukaryota; Viridiplantae; Streptophyta; Magnoliopsida; Solanales; Solanaceae. The transcript has 2 exons. Gene Ontology annotation, molecular function: protein binding; ATP binding; protein kinase activity. The record is from RefSeq and is a predicted model, not a curated record. Gene Ontology annotation, biological process: protein phosphorylation. Bases 263 to 4303 code for a protein of 1346 amino acids.